This is a messenger RNA of Vigna umbellata (rice bean), 1398 nucleotides long. RefSeq names its product cationic peroxidase 1-like. Lineage: Eukaryota; Viridiplantae; Streptophyta; Magnoliopsida; Fabales; Fabaceae. The record is from RefSeq and is a predicted model, not a curated record. Gene Ontology annotation, molecular function: heme binding; peroxidase activity. Gene Ontology annotation, biological process: response to oxidative stress; hydrogen peroxide catabolic process.
CGAACACACCAUGCAAUAAUAAACCAAAUGGGAGACUUUGGUUGAAACCCAAUAACUAAUAAUAUGCAUAGUGCUUAGUUUUCUGUUCUUUUGACCAAUUUAAAGUUGAUGAGAACCAGAUCACAUAAGGUCCAAAAUGGACCGCGCAUGGCUUUCUAUAUAUAUUAAGCUGGAGGAGCAGUGUCCAUUCACAAAACCACAACUUCAAGUUAAACUUGAGCUAGCCAUAAUGGCUUUGAAUUCACGUUGCAACGUGGUUUUCUUCUCUGUUUUGUUCUCUCUUCUUGCCAUAGCUUCUUCUCAGCUUUCUUCAGAUUUCUAUGCAACAUCAUGCCCCACUGCUCUCUCCACCAUCAAAUCUGCAGUGAAAAGUGCUGUUUCCAAAGAGCGUCGCAUGGGAGCAUCCUUGCUCCGGCUCCAUUUCCAUGACUGCUUUGUUAAUGGAUGUGAUGCAUCUGUUCUUCUAGAUGACACUUCGAGCUUCACGGGAGAGAAGUCAGCUGCUGCAAACGUGAAUUCUCUGAGAGGUUUUGAUGUAAUCGACGACAUCAAAAGUCAGUUGGAAAGUGCUUGUCCAGGAACUGUUUCCUGUGCAGAUAUUCUUGCUGUUGCUGCUCGUGAUUCUGUUGUAGCAUUGGGUGGUUCAUCAUGGACUGUUGGCUUAGGCAGAAGAGAUUCAACCACUGCAAGUAAAGAUGCUGCCACCACAGAUAUUCCAUCCCCUCAAUUGGAUCUGAGUGAUCUCAUAACAGCUUUUUCAAAUAAGGGGUUUACCACCAAAGAGAUGGUAGUUCUCUCAGGAGCUCACACAACAGGGCAAGCGAAAUGCCAGUUCUUCCGGGGUAGGAUUUAUAAUGAAAGCAACAUUGAUUCAGAUUUUGCAACAUCAACACAGUCAAAUUGCCCUAGCACUGAUGGUGACAGCAACCUGUCCCCACUUGAUGUGACCACCAAUGUGUUAUUUGACAAUGCUUAUUUCAAGAAUCUGGUGAACAAGAAAGGGCUUCUGCAUUCUGAUCAGCAACUCUUCAGUGGUGGUUCCACCGAUUCUCAGGUCACUACCUACAGCACAAGCUCUUCAACUUUCUAUGCAGACUUUUCUAGUGCCAUGGUCAAAAUGGGAAACCUCAGUCCUUUAACAGGAACCAGUGGCCAAAUCCGUACAAAUUGCCGCCUGGUUAACUGAAAAUGCAGAACUUUCGAUGAGCAUGAAUUGAGCAAAGCUAGCCAGAGAAUUAUGCUCAUUCAGUCACAAUCUUUAUGUGUUAUGGUUUUUGUUUUAGGUGUGUGCGAGUCUUGUUAACAAUCAAACAAUCUGAAUGUGUGUUUCAAGUUUACUUUUAGUUGUAGUUCUCCAUCAAUUGAAUACUUUAAAUAAAAAGUGUUAUAUAUAUUCUC